Molecule: messenger RNA, 672 nt
Organism: Drosophila navojoa
Lineage: Eukaryota; Metazoa; Arthropoda; Insecta; Diptera; Drosophilidae
Gene: Vsx2
Product: Visual system homeobox 2
Biological process (GO): regulation of transcription by RNA polymerase II
Cellular component (GO): nucleus
Molecular function (GO): DNA-binding transcription factor activity, RNA polymerase II-specific; sequence-specific double-stranded DNA binding
Source: RefSeq, a predicted model, not a curated record
AGCAGCAGCAACAACAACAACAACAGCAGCAGCAACAUUUUAGGGAUCAGCAACAACAGCAACAACUAACAAUGGCAGCCGCCUCGCGCAUGGCGUAUUUCAAUGCACACGCAGCUGUGGCCGCUGCUUUUAUGCCCCAUCAGCUGGCCGCUGCAGUGCAUCAUCAUCAUCAUCAUCCGCACUCACAUCCGCAUUCGCAUCCGCAUACGCAUACGCAUCACCAUCCGCAUCAUCCACAUCAGCAUCACACGCAACAGCAGCAGCAGCAGCAGACGCCACAGCCGCCGCCGCCGUUGCCAGCAGCAAUGCCAAUGCCACCGCAUCACCCGCUGCUGCAUGCGCAGGUUACAGAUCGAAUAAUCGGCAACUGGUUUUGUCACCUGCACGACACACACACACACACACUCACACAUACACAGAAUCACCUAUACAAGAGGCGACGAGAGCCGCUUAGUUUGCAUAAAAAAGAAAUUAAUCAACGAGCCCAUCAGACACACACACACGCACACAUAGACAACGGCUCAAGCUGCAGCUUUUGAGCCACUUCAUUCCACCUCCAACUCUCCACUCAAGUUGAGCUGCUAAUUGCAAUGGCAAUUGCUUAUAUAUACAUACAUGCAUGUGUGUGUGUGUGAAAGAGAAGCGACAAACACUGUCACAGUGGAACAAUUG